Messenger RNA from Rhipicephalus sanguineus (brown dog tick), 1512 nucleotides. Its product is annotated as cytochrome P450 18a1-like. The record is from RefSeq and is a predicted model, not a curated record. Bases 1 to 1512 code for a protein of 503 amino acids. The transcript has 8 exons. Gene Ontology annotation, molecular function: iron ion binding; oxidoreductase activity, acting on paired donors, with incorporation or reduction of molecular oxygen; heme binding. NCBI's taxonomy places the organism in Eukaryota, Metazoa, Arthropoda, Arachnida, Ixodida, Ixodidae.
AUGGGGGAAAACUGCUGGCUACUGGUCACAGCUUGCUUGGCGGUCUUUUGCUUUACGUCGUCGGUGUUGCGGCUCUUCAUAGUGACAAGCAGGAAACAAGAAAAGAAACUACCGCCAGGCCCAAGAGGGCUCCCGAUGCUUGGCUACUUGCCUUUCAUACGGAAGCUAUACCACGAGGCAUUCAAGGAACUGAGUGAGAAGUAUGGUCCCAUUAUAAGGCUUCGACUCGGAUGUAGGGAAGUCGUGGUGCUGAAUGAUCUCGACUCUAUCAGAGCGGGACUCAAUAACCCGGACGUGCUUUAUCGGCCUAACAAUUUCAUCAUGUCUUGUCUGGGAGUAAAAGGCAUUACGUCACUAAAUGGAGAACCAUGGCAAGUAAACCGGAGAUACUGCUUUCAUGCUUUAAGAAACCUGGGAUUCGCUAAGAAAUCUAUGGAAGCACACAUUCAAGAAGAAAUAAAAUGCUUUGUGAAUCUCCUCGCAUCCGCCGAGGGACAACCUAUGGUGGUCGCUAAGAAGCUGGCUGCCAGCGUGUGCAACAACAUUUCUGCUUUGGUGUUCGGGCAGCGAUACGAGCUCGAUGACCCCAGGUGUCACUAUAUCGAGGGAUUAGUGAGCACAUUUAUGCGCUACGCAAGUGUUCUGUCGCUACUGGACUUCCUGCCAACAGUCCGCUCAGUGUGCAACUACAUCCCAUACACGAAGAUCGGCACCUUGAACGACGUAGUCAAGAAUAUGAAGCAGGCUAUCAGGACGGAAGUGAAAAAACGAGAAAAGAACAUGGAAAGUUAUUUUGAAAGAGACUUUAUCGACGGUUACCUGAGGAAAACUGAAGAAAACAAGGGAACUAACUCGCAUUUAAACAUGGACCAUUUGGAGGGAAACGUAAUCAACCUGUACGGAGCAGCCACUAACACAGUGCGGGUCUCCAUCCUAUGGAACUUGUACGUCGCCGCCAGUGACCCGGACGGCAUGCAGGCUCAAGUGCAGCGUGAGACUGACGCCGUGAUCGGCCGCGAGAAGCCGAUCGAAUGGGAGGACAGGCGCAGUCUACCUUUCACUAUGGCGUCUGUCCUGGAGACACUACGAUGGAGGACAACGACGCCCAUCGGAAUACACAGGAUCACCAUGAGUGACACCGAAAUUUGUGGAUACCACGUCUCUGCGGGAACCUUCGUGAUAGCCAAUUUUUGGAGCCUGCACAAUGACUCCGCCCAUUGGUACAACCCGUUUCAAUACGACCCGACACGAUUCCUGAAUUCCGAUGGCACGGAGCUCGCUGAGAAGCCAGUGGCUUUCCUGCCUUUCAGUGUAGGUAGACGCGCUUGCCCAGGUGAGACGCUGGGCCUUAUGGAAGUUUUUUUGUACGUGGCCACGUUGCUUCAACACUUCCGGGUGCUUCCAGAGAAUGGCAAGGUCAUCUCCCUAGAACCAACGAACCGUUUUCUUGCUGUGGUCAAUGACACGCAAAAACUACGCUUCGUACGACGAGGAGUGAAGGUACUCUCGUGA